AUGGAUUAAGACUUCAAUUUAUUAUAGACUUAAAGAUUUUAAUAAUAAUCAGAAUUUAAAUAACAUUGCUAUCAAUGUUAUUUAUGUAAUGGAAUUACAGAUGAACUAUUUGCAAUUUAAUGUGUAGAAAUAGUAAUCUAAGUAUGUUUGAAUUGUCAUAAUGUUAUAAACAAUAAUGAUAAUGACAAGCAACUACUAGGAGUUUGUUGGCAUCUCCCAAUAACUGAUAUUCCUUAUUGCUCCAAAGUAUUAUUCAAAUUAGAUUCAUAAGCUAAAUUUUAUAAUCUAAAAAUUAAAGAAUGCAUGAUCUGUUGCAUUUAGAAAAUUUGCUGCAAAGUUUGUAUGAAUGAACAUUAUUUCUGUAUUGAUUGCACUGAUACAUAUAUUUAGCAAUAUUAUUCAUAGUCAUAUCGGAUUCCUUGUCCUGAAUAACUUUGUAAUCAAGAAUUAAAUCAUUAUCUCAUAGCUUAAUUUAUAUCACUUGCAUAGGUUAAAUAUUGGAAAAUAAUAAAUAGUGAUUUAUUUUGCAUAAAAAAGAGUUGUUGUUCAUAACUUUAAAUUAAUCCUUAUCUCAAACUUUAACCUUUAAACCUUAUAAAAAUGAAUGAGAAUGUGAUGUAAUGUUUAUCAUGUAAAACAAAGAUUUGUAAUACAUGUCAUACCUAAGUUAAAGGAUCUUUACAUAAACAUAAAUUAUACUGUAAUUAAUUAGCUAUAAACUAAUUUUAAAUAUAUUGUCAAAAUAAUUUAGUUUUAAAAUGUCCAAAAUGUAGAGUAUUAUGUCAACCUAGAUCAUGUUUAAAUUAAUAAAAUCAUAUUCAAGAAACUAAAAUUUAGUAAUGUCAAAUAUGUAAUACUGAAUUCUGUAUUCUUUGUAAAUCUGCACAUAUUGUUUUGUUUCCAUAAAUGAAUCAAUAUUAUUUCAAUAAACAAUAUCUAAGUUAUUGUUAAACAUGCAAAUCUAUAGUUUAUUCUAAAAAGAAUAAAUGCAAGAUAUUUACUAAGAAAUUAAUUAAGAAAUGUUUCUACAUACCUAAAUUCUUUAGAAUAUUAUGCAAAAUCUUAAUAAUUAUAAUAUGGUUACCUGGAUUUUAAUUUAUGUAAGUAAGUAAAAUGGUUGGAGAUUAUGUUGAUAAUAAAAUUAACGAAAUUGAUAAAGAUAAAGCACCUUAUUUCUUUUGUUGUUGUGGACCAAUCAUAGCCUUUUCCAUCAUUUGUUCAAUCUUCAUUCUUUAUGCAAUUUUAUUUAUACCUCUUUUUAUUCGAAAUUGCUAUAGAAAAAUUAAUGAUUAACGACUAUGA
Molecule: messenger RNA, 1302 nt
Organism: Paramecium pentaurelia
Lineage: Eukaryota; Ciliophora; Oligohymenophorea; Peniculida; Parameciidae
Source: the annotation of a GenBank genome assembly